This is a messenger RNA of Camellia sinensis, 1145 nucleotides long. The record is from RefSeq and is a predicted model, not a curated record. Lineage: Eukaryota; Viridiplantae; Streptophyta; Magnoliopsida; Ericales; Theaceae.
AUGAUCUCAGACCGAACUGGAUGUAGAAGACUGAGCCUGACUGGAUGCAGCAAAACAACAUAUGGUCGGACUGACAUGAAAGGGGCAUUAUGUGAUGCAGGGACUGUGGAAAUUAUAGGACCAAUUGCAUCAAACUUGGAGGAUGUGAUACUUGUGUAUUCCGCAAUUUUGGGCUCCUCUCCUGCUGAUAGAAUCAGUUUAAGGCCGGCCCUCCCUUGUUUGCCAAAUUUAUCAUCAUAUGAGAGUUCAAAUGCUUUGGGAUCAAUGCGAUUAGGGAAGUAUACAGAGUGGUUUAAUGAUGUAUUCUCAACUGAUAUUUCUGAAAAGUGUGAAAGCAUUCUUACUCUACUUUCGGAAAAGCAUGGGUGCAAAGCAAUGGAGAUUGUGGUACCUGAGCUGGCUGAGAUGCGCUUGGCUCAUAUUGUUUCAAUUGGUUCUGAAUCAUUAUGCUCAUUAACUCCUGACUGUGAGGAUGGGAAAGAUGGGAAACUUACUUACGACACUCGCACUAAUCUGGCCCUUUUCCGGUCAUUCUCAGCUUCAGACUAUGUUGCUGCCCAGCGUCUUAGACGAAGGUUAAUGUACCACCACAUGGAGAUCUUCAAGAAGGUUGAUGUCAUAGUGAACUGGGUUUUCAUCAUGACAGCACCUGUAAUACCUCCAAAAGCUCUUGAAUCUGGGGAGUCAAAUUUGGAAGUUUCAGGUAAUCUCAUGCGAUUUGUUUUAGCAGCAAAUCUUCUUGGACUCCCAGCCAUUUCUGUCCCUGUUGGAUAUGAUAAACAAGGACUGCCGAUAGGAUUACAACUAAUAGGCCGUCCAUGGGCUGAAGCUUCAAUUUUGCGUUUAGCUGCGGCAGUGGAGGAACUCUGUUCUGAAUCUAAGAAGAGGCCUCAGUCAUUUUAUGACAUUUUACUGGGAACUAAAGAAACCAACGAGGGGUUCACUUCAUGCCUGCCACGCACACGGUUUACUUGCUUUGGAAUCUCGAGCCUGCUCAUGGCAAUGGCUGUCCCUUUCAUAUCAUGUUUGAACAUUACAUUUUGUAUAUAUUCUUUACCUUUUAUCAAACUUCAAUUCAAUUAUACAAACCCUGCUCAACGAAGAUUAUGACGUGUAAAUUACAGGUUGCUAUUAGCUGCAAGUAA